UUUAGGAAAAAGGGAAAAUUCUGAGCGGUUGCAAUCAUCUUUUUUUUUUAUGUCUUUUUUUCUGAGGUUUCUUUUCUUUUCUUUUCCUUUCUGAUGAGUGGGGGUCGUCGGCCGACAUCUCCCUUCACACAGCAGGUCCAUUUAGAAAUCUGUCCUCGGACGGACACUGGGAUCUUGUUGACGUCCCCUCUGAGAGGAGAGGUCCUCCUCCGGACCACCAGCAUCAGCAUCAUCACAUUAAUAAUGUUAAUGACAGGAGUGUGGAGGAUGUUCUGUGGAUUCCUCACUGACUAACUGUAACUCGCUGUAACAGACAUAUUGAACUGUUGUACUGUGAAGGCUGCCAUUACUCUGACACUACCUCCCCCCUCCUCCCCCUCCUCCGUCUCCCUGCUCCAUCAGAGCUCAUGUUCAAACCUUCACACCUCGAGAAACAGGUUGUUGUUGUUGUUGUUGUUUUUUAGUCCCUUCUUUCUUUUUUCCGUUCCCGUUGGGUUCUGUCCUCCCUCGGCUGUGGGACGUCGUUGACCCUUCACAGCUCAACUGUGCCACAUCUGCAGCUCUCGGGGCCUUUUGCUGAGUCGCUGCCAUCCGGGAUCUUUCCCCCCCAUCUCUCCGAGAGCGAGAACAAAGCCGAGAGGAUAGAGACGACCCAGCGUCCCGUCCUCUCGUCCGUCCCCCUCCUCCAGAAAGACCAUUUUUUCUCUUGUUUUGGUCCCCACCCAAACGCAACCAUAAGGUUCCUACCGCGUCCUCCUCCUCCUUCUUCCCUCUCCUUCCGCUCGAGCGUGUCACGCUUUUUCGGCUUGGUGUGGUCCCGCAAAUUUUCAAAUAUUUACUUCCUGUACAUCAAGAGGAAAGGGGGCCCCCCUUUCAUGGAGUGCGGAAACAUGGGCCUGUUCGACCGCGGCGUCCAGAUGCUGCUCACCACGGUGGGCGCCUUCGCCGCCUUCAGCCUCAUGACCAUCGCGGUCGGCACGGACUACUGGCUGUACUCGCGCGGCACCUGCCGGAGCAAGUCCAUGAGCGAGAACGAGACGAGCAAGAAGAACGAGGAGGUGAUGACCCACUCGGGCCUGUGGAGGACGUGCUGCUUGGAAGGGAACCUCAAAGGAAUGUGCAAACAGAUCGACCACUUCCCCGAGGAGACGGAUUACCAAGCGGACCCGUCCGAUUACUUCUUACGUGCCGUGCGAGCCUCCAGCAUCUUCCCCAUCCUCAGCGUCAUCCUGCUCUUCAUGGCCGGCCUGUGCAUCGCUGCCAGCGAGUUCUACAAGUCGCGCCACAACAUCAUCCUCAGCGCAGGGAUCCUGUUCGUGGCUGCAGGCCUGAGCAACAUCAUCGGGAUCAUCGUGUACAUAUCAGCCAACGCGGGGGACCCUUCAAAAAGUGACUCCAAGAAGAACAGCUACUCUUACGGCUGGUCCUUCUACUUCGGCGCCCUCUCCUUCAUCAUGGCGGAGAUGGUCGGCGUCCUGGCCGUGCACAUGUUCAUCGACCGCCAUCGACAGCUGCGGAUAGGGGCGCGCGCGGCCGACUACCUCCAGGGCUCGGCCAUCACGCGGAUCCCCAGCUACCGCUACCGCUACAGACGCCGCUCGCGCUCCUCCUCCCGCUCCACGGACCCGUCGCACUCCCGCGACGCCUCGCCGGUGGGCCUCAAGGGCUUCAGCGCGCUGCCGAGCACGGAGAUCUCCAUGUACACGCUGCCCCGGGACACCCUCAAGUCCUCCGGCACGCCCACCGCCACCUACAACUCCGAGAGGGACCACAACUUCCUGCAGGUGCACAACUGCAUCCCGAAGGACCUGAAAGACUCGAGCCAGACCAACACAGCCAACCGCCGCACCACGCCGGUAUGAGGGCGUCGACAACGGGCCGCAGCCGGCCCCCCGGCGGCGAGCGGAGAGACCAGGAGACACGGGAACCCCUGUGGGUGCGGUACGCCCCUGGAGAAGAAGGAUUUCCAUGUUUAUAGACAUUUGUUCUUUUUGUUCGGGUGCAUGACUUUUCCAUUCGCAUCGGCGAGCGUCUCGACGGGUCUGCUGCGUUCAGCGGGUCGCACGGCAGCGCCGGAGAGAGGGGGGCGGGUCGCACCGAGAGAGGGAGGUCGCUCAUUGGGUUUUUUGCGCGGGUUCGUUUCGGGGCAGUGACGGGGA
Molecule: messenger RNA, 2159 nt
Organism: Scophthalmus maximus (turbot)
Lineage: Eukaryota; Metazoa; Chordata; Actinopteri; Pleuronectiformes; Scophthalmidae
Gene: cacng2a
Product: calcium channel, voltage-dependent, gamma subunit 2a
Exons: 4
Coding region: 876-1862 (328 amino acids)
Biological process (GO): neurotransmitter receptor transport, postsynaptic endosome to lysosome; transmission of nerve impulse; positive regulation of synaptic transmission, glutamatergic
Cellular component (GO): voltage-gated calcium channel complex; postsynaptic density membrane; AMPA glutamate receptor complex
Molecular function (GO): voltage-gated calcium channel activity; channel regulator activity
Source: RefSeq, a predicted model, not a curated record